UAAUUUCCUAUUUCCUUUUCUUCUUUUUUUUUGUAUUUUAUAUUUUAUAUAAUAGAAAUAAAAAUGUAAAAAAGGAAAACACUGCUCCAUUUCAUAUCCAGGCAAGUCAAGGAAUCUCUAGAACAGAGUUUCUCAGCAACUCUUAAGACGUGUAGACUUCAGCUCCUACCAUCCAGGUGUCUUCUCCUCUCCCCAAAUAUUAAUUUCGACAGAAUUGAAACUUCACUUUAUUUCUGAUGGAUCCUCUUAACCCCUCUGAGGAGAAGUUCCUUCCUGUGAAGUAUCCUUGUAAGACCAGGGAAUACCCCUAGAAAGUUGAGGUUCAGAAGCUGGUGACAUUGGGGAGGAAAAUGGGGAUUCUGUUUGAUUUGCUUGUUUUAAGAGUUUAGCAGGAAAAAUUGGUCGAGCGAGGACAACGAGGCCUUCGCAAAUUGCAACCGUGUUCAUACCUGGAUGCUGGCUUGGGAUGUGUCUUUUCAACCCACUUCACUUCAAGCCUGCAAGAAGUUGUGAAACGGUCCUGGGUGAGAAACAAAAGUCACGGGGAGCCCCACGGGACUCCUUAAGCCUGCCGUGUCUUUCACCCAAGUUUUCACCACUUCAUGGUUUUGUCAUUCAAACGUUCUCCCUGGAACUCCUCCUGGGGAUUAGGCUCCAGCGUUUCGGUUAACUGGUUUUUCCUCUGCCUAGCCUUGCCUGGGUGUGCGUCUCCUUAAAUGCCUUUAUAGGUAGGUGGAGGUGUAAAAUUAGACUUUUAAUCUCUCCCCAGGAGUUUUUCAGGAAUUUUCCAGGUGGAGGAGAUGAAACUCAGGGUGAAAUCCAGUUUUCCUCUUGAGCUCUCUUUGUGUAUAUAUUUAUUUAUUUAUUAUUAUUACUAUUAUUAUUCCCGGUGUUUCCUUUCCUGUAGGCAGUCAUUCUCAUGAAGUCUUAGCAUUUUUCUGUGUCCCACAGACGUCAUCGUCUCUUGCAAAGCCUGGGCAGAAGUGGGUUCUUUUGCCCAUGAACAUUUUUCGCCAGGACGGAAGUGCUGGCAGAUUAACCCUAUGGGCACUCGAGUCUCCCACCCAGCGCUAUUCCUCCUCCUCUUCCUCCUCCUCCUCCUCCUCUGAUUAAAUCAUCUUGAGAUAAUUCUGCCUGUCAUUGAAGCAGAUUAACUGAUGACCUUCUCCUUGCAAGGCUGAAUUGAAAGGCAGUUUUCUGGCUCCCUUCCUCACUUCUGUGAAUGUUGAAGGCUCCGAGUGGGAGACGGAGAUGGCUCGCCCUUCCAGGAUGGAUGGAAACCUUUCUGGGAGAAGGAUGCGGCUUAAAUUGAACCUCUGCUCUUGAGCACAGCUGGAGGGCUCAAGAAGGACCAGCCGGACAGAUUUCUGCAGAACAAGAGGCUUCCCCGUAACUUUGGAGCUCCCUGACCUGGCCCUCAGAUCACAUCCUGCAGCAAAUAUGAGGCUCCCUCCUUGGAGGAAACAUGAUGUUUGGGAUUAGACCAGCUUUCGUCUCAAGUAGCCAUGGUGCUUCCUAAUUGUAGGAGCAACAUAGAAUUGCAACUCGAAAAUAACCCCUACAUUUACGGCGAUAUCGGAGAAGAGCCGCUGAAAUAUGAUAAAUCCAUGGUCCGCAGGAAUUCCAUCCCUCCAGCUAAGAUCCCCACUGCAAAGUACAUGUUGGCUUAUCUUCCACGGCCUCCCACAGAAACAGACAGCCAUGGGAUCUCUUCUCCAAAGGCUGAAAUGACGACACCUUUGGAGAAGCGCCACCCGCGAGCCACAACCAUGAGCGCAAACCAAAGCACCGUGUCUUGUAACUACCACCCCGUACUUUGCAGUGCGCCUGUCCCCAACGUCCGGUCGGUCCUUCUGCAGAAGAGACUCAGCAUGGUGGAGCAGGCCAGUUUCAGUGCGGCUGGGCCUCCCAAGCACCAGCCUCCUUUCUCCAACAGCACAGACAAGCUGCCUAAAUAUUGCUGGCCCUCCAGGACCGACCCCCUGCCCCCUUCUCUCCUGCGGGAGUUCAAUGCCCAACUCUACCCCCAGCAUGCUUUCAGCGUGCCCAACAUCGUCAACUCUUCCCGGAACAAGAUCCUCACCCGCAGCGUCAUCUCGAUGCCCACCUCGGAGAAAGGGCAGAGCAAACUCUGCAAACUCAUCGAAGACGACCGACAGUUUGUGGGGAGGAAUAAACACGAGAGGCAACGUUACGUCACCAAAGUCGGGAAAUGUAAGGUCAGCCUAGGCAACAUUCAGGAGAAGAAGAGGUUCCUCUCGGACAUUUUCACCACCAUCGUGGACCUCAAGUAUCGCUGGUUCCUCUUCCUCUUCAGCAUGUGUUACAUCGUCACCUGGGUGGUCUUUGGCAUCAUUUAUUACACGGAUGCCUGGAUACGAGACGACAUCAACCACAUCGGGGACGUCGAGUGGAAGUCUUGCAUCGAGAACAUCGACAACUUCAUCUCCGCCUUGCUCUUCUCGGUGGAAAGUCAACGGACCAUCGGCUACGGAUCCCGCAUUGUGACUGCCAACUGCUCUGAGGGGGUCCUCUUGUUGAUGGCCCAGUCCAUCAUCGGCUCCAUGAUCGACGCCCUCAUGGUUGGGUGCAUGUUCGUCAAGAUCUCCAGACCCAAGAAGCGUGCCCAGACCUUAAUCUUCAGCAAGACGUGCGUCAUCUCCAGCCGGGAUGAGAAGCUUUGUCUCAUGUUCCGCAUCGGAGACCUUCGGGACAGCCACAUGGUGGACGCGAAAAUCAGGGCCAAACUCAUUAAAUCCAGGCAAACCAAGGAAGGGGAGUUCAUCCCGCUCGACCAAUCCGAACUGAAUCUGGGCUACGGCACGGGGGAGGACCGCCUCUUCCUGGUGGAGCCGCAGGUCAUUUGCCACAUCAUCAACGAGGUCAGCCCUUUCUGGGAGAUGUCUGCAGAGGCGCUGAAGAGGGAGCAGUUUGAAAUCAUCAUAAUCCUGGAAGGCAUUGUGGAAGCCACAGGAAUGACGUGUCAAGCCAGGACAUCGUACAUCGAGAACGAAAUCCUCUGGGGCCACCGUUUUGAGCCCUGCAUGACCCUGGAAAAAGGUGCCUUCCACGUAGACUACACCAAAUUCGAGAGGACUUUUGAGGUGCAGACGCCGCUGCUGAGCGCGCGCGAGAUCUACGACCUUAAAGAGUUGGAGAAUCAGGAGCAAUCGACACUGAACUUCUACUGGGAUCAUCUGGCUCAGCCUUGCUGUUCGGUAGAGCCCAACCAUGAAGCCCAACGAGGGGGCUGCCCCAACGAGGAGAGCUUCUCCAACUUCACGGAGGAGAAGAGGAACAAUGAAUACCGCAAUCACAGUACCAGGCUCUAAGCCUUUCGAACCAGCUUUCUGAAGCGUCUGUGAACCCACAAGGAGGAAAAGAAACAGCCGCGCACGGCUGCCUCGUCGUGCGGCUGUGUUGCAAUCCACGGCGGAAUCGAAUGGAAAGCAGCGCAUCGUCUUGUUUGGGCGCCAUUUGGGAUCACAAAACUCCCAACUGAACUGGUCAUGUCUUUGGAUUAGUCCUCCAAUCAACGCCCUUCCCACUCGGAGCUGGAACCAUGCCAGAGUCCGUGUUGCACUCCCAAGGGAUUGUCUAGGAACUCUGGUUUCUGCAAGCAGAGAUUACACAUGGGGAACCUGUUGCCCUUUUUUUAAACAAAAACAAAAACAAAAGGUUGAACUACUUUUGUAGGCAUGCCUGUCCUUGUCCAACGUUGUGGAACGGUUAUUUGAAACGUGUUUGUUUGUUUUGCCACCGGGAAAAAAAUCCUUGCGCCUGUGUUCUGCAGCCCACUCGGUCCUCCUCCUCUUUGCUGUGCCCCACAUUUUGUACGUACCUGGCGCUGCAGCAUGGCAAGCCACUGGCCUGGCCGCGGAAAUGAAUGUUUUUCAUCUUUUAUGGUGCCAUAGGAACUCUCACGGUGGGUAUUGCCCCCAUCCCCUUUCUCCACCGGCCCACCAGGGCCUGCUACCUUUGUUUUAUUUAUUUAUGUUUUGCCGAACUGAUGCCUUUAGUUCCCGAACUCUCCUUCUGUACUUGUUUGCAGGGUCCGUGUGUGAUUAUUCUAAGCCAGCUUUUCUUUUGCCCACAAGGCUAUCUGGAAGGGGAAAGGACCCCCGGGAAGCAAUAAAGUUCCUUCUUGCACAGCA
Pantherophis guttatus is the source of this 4154-nucleotide messenger RNA. Its product is annotated as G protein-activated inward rectifier potassium channel 4-like. Gene Ontology annotation, molecular function: inward rectifier potassium channel activity. Gene Ontology annotation, cellular component: plasma membrane. NCBI's taxonomy places the organism in Eukaryota, Metazoa, Chordata, Lepidosauria, Squamata, Colubridae. The record is from RefSeq and is a predicted model, not a curated record. Gene Ontology annotation, biological process: regulation of monoatomic ion transmembrane transport; potassium ion import across plasma membrane.